This is a messenger RNA of Terrapene triunguis (Three-toed box turtle), 1254 nucleotides long. It is a transcript of the gene ACP5, whose product is annotated as acid phosphatase 5, tartrate resistant. The annotation marks the transcript as partial. NCBI's taxonomy places the organism in Eukaryota, Metazoa, Chordata, Testudines, Emydidae. The transcript has 2 exons. The record is from RefSeq and is a predicted model, not a curated record. Gene Ontology annotation, biological process: bone resorption. Gene Ontology annotation, molecular function: ferric iron binding; acid phosphatase activity; ferrous iron binding.
CAGGACGACUACCUGCUGGUGGCCGGCCACUACCCGGUGUGGUCGGUGGCCGAGCACGGCCCCACCCAUUGCCUGGUGAAGCACCUGCAGCCGCUGCUGCUCAAGUACAAGGCCACUGCUUACCUGUGCGGCCAUGAUCACAACCUGCAGUACCUGCAGGACAAGGCUGGCGUGGGCUACGUGCUGAGCGGGGCCGGCAACUUCAUGGAGAACUCGCGGAAGCACUAUCACAAGGUGCCCGAGGGCUACCUGCGCUUCUUCUAUGCUGAGCCGGCGUCCCUGGGCGGCUUCGCCUACGUGGAGAUCGACGGCAAGGAGAUGAGUGUCACCUACAUUGAGGCCAGCGGCAAGUCCCUCUACAAGACCUCCCUCCCCCGGAGGCGCCGCCUCUGAGACCCCUCCCUGCCCACUGAUCUAGGAGGGCGCAGGGAGUGGGGGUUCAGAGCUCCCUCCUCUUUCGUUUGGCGCCGAGGGAAACGCUGCUAGGGGCAUUGAAGCCGUCUGAUUUUUAAGGCUCCUGCAUCUGAUCUCUGGGGGAAUCCUCCCCUUGCCCUCUGUAGCCCCCAAUAUGCCCCCUAGGCUUUGCAAACACCUCCUCCCCUCCGUUCCGUCCACUAGCUGGCUGGAGAAGCCCCUCCCUCCCCCAUUUAUUGCUUGAUCCCCUCCUCACUAGAUCACUCCAGCCCCCUUUGACCCCCCUGAGAUCUGGGUUUGACUCCUGGCUGUGCCAGAGUCCCGAGUGACCUUGUCUUCCUCUCUUUAGGCACCAGCUCCCCUCCUGUAAAACGGGGCUAACGGUCCUUUCACGCUCCCCCCUUUGCCUGCGGAGGCUGUAAAUUCCUUGGGGAUCCCCUCUGUACAGCUCCUGCAAUACCAUUUCCUAACCACCAAUGCUCUCAGAGCAAUUCCCUCAUCCCGCCACCUGGAGGCGCUAUGACCUUCCUUCCCCUUCUCUUCUCAGCUAUGUGGCUGGGAAGCUGAUGUUUUUCCCCUUGUUGCUGACCAGUAAACUGUGUUGUGCCAGACGAGGACUCAGUACUGCCCAAAUGUGACCUCGUGCUGGUGAUUGUGUUUUCCGAGAUGAUUGUUUUUAACCCUCACAUGCGGACCGGUCCUGCGUGCUUCCUCCCAGUCUACAGUUAACAAGGGGCGUGCGUGUGAUCCCCACGUGUCUGCCACAGACUUUUAAGUCCCGGAGAAACUUCUUCUUUACCCUCUGCAGCACUGCUGCCCCUGUGAUCUGUUGCUCCCUGA